AGACGCGUCUACCUGCUUCAGCCCCGUUAUUUAAAAGCCUCUGAGACAGACGCGCUGUCCACUCUACAAACAUACUCUGUGGGGAUCAGCCUAGGGUUAAAUCAAAGAACUGAAAAUAUAUAUAGUAAUAUAUAGUAAGAAAAAAAUACUGUAUUGGAAGUGACGGACAACUUAUUCCUUUAUUCCUCGUUUUGAAUUAUCCACAGGAACUUCACAUUUGAAAGACAUACAGAAGUUUCCAGCUGUCUUCUGUCCGGAGCGAAGUAUCACGCCGAAGAAUUGAUGGAGAUUUUGAGAAUUGAAAAAUUCCCUGGACAGCUGCAUUUGCUUUGCACUGGAUAAUACAGUUUUACAGAAACAGGUUACAGUUACGACCCAAAGGGGGUUUUUAGCCUGAUGCCACAGGAGAACUAAGUCAAUAACUUUAUUCUGUAGUUCUUCAGAAAACAUCUCUGUACUGGUGCUUUAAAGAACCCAGAAACCAGCAAACCGAUCUGAAGAUCUUAUAAUGUAACAUCAAGAACCUUUUAAUCUCCAGGAGAUCAUACAGGCAAAAUGGUUCUUAAUGAGAAGAAGGUUCUUUGCUGAACCUAAGAACCAUUGAAGAACCUAGUAAGAUCUAUGGCGUGAAGCAGAAGAGAAGAGGACAGUUUUCCAAGUGAUUAUAUUUAGAAGUGAUUACACCCUCAUCAUCAUCAUCAUCAUCAUCAUCAUCACCACCACCACAGGACUGGAUGUAAAGAUGACAAGCGUCUGGUUUGCUCUGCUGGGCUUCUUGUGGAGCUCUUCUUUGGCAGGUAGUAGUUCUGUACUGGACGGUUCUGAGCUUCAGCCCAACUUCAUACAUCGGAGGUUACGGAAUCAGGAGAAGAGAGAGAUGCAGAAAGAGAUUCUGUCCAUACUGGGACUGAACCACAGACCCAGACCGCAUCUGAACAGCGGCAAAUAUAAUUCAGCACCCCUCUUCAUGCUGGAUCUGUACAACAGCAUGUCCACUGAAGAGAAGAGCGACGUGGAUCAGUACAGAUCACUGUUUACCACCACACGACCCGCUUUAGCUUCACUUCAUGACACCGAGUUCCUGCACGACGCGGACAUGGUCAUGAGUUUUGUCAAUAUGGUGGAAAAUGACAGGGAGCUGUCUCCACAGAGACGACACCAUAAAGAGUUCAGAUUCAACCUGUCCCAGAUCCCAGAGGGAGAGGCCAUCACAGCUGCAGAAUUCAGGAUCUACAAGGAGUGUGUCACCAGGGCCUUCCGCAAUGAGACGUUCCUAAUUAAUGUGUUCCAGGUGGUUGGGGAACACCCAGACAGGGAUGCCGACGUGUUUCUGCUGGAAUCUCGCAGGUUGUGGGCAGCUGAAGAAGGUUGGCUGGAGUUUGACAUCACAGCAACUAGUAAUCUCUGGGUGAUGAGUCCACAUCAUAACCUGGGUCUACAGAUCAGUGUGGAAACCAGCAGUGGAUGGAGCAUCAGUCCCAAGGAAGCGGGGUUAGUGGGUCGUGAUGGCGCUCUGGAGAGACAGCCUUUCAUGGUGGCCUUUUUCAAAGUAAGCGAAGUCCGUAUUCGCACUGCCCGGUCGACAAACAGACGGCGUCAACAGAACCGCAAUCGCUCCAACAGUCCACAGGAGGCGACAAAAGGAUCAGCUCAUACAGAUUACAACAGCAGUGAUCAGAAGACUGCCUGCAGAAAGCAUGAACUGUAUGUAAGCUUCAGAGAACUGGGCUGGCAGGACUGGAUUAUUGCACCUGAGGGCUACGCAGCAAACUACUGUGAUGGAGAAUGCUCUUUUCCCCUAAACGCCCAUAUGAAUGCUACUAAUCAUGCUAUAGUACAGACACUGGUCCAUCUGAUGAAUCCAGCGAACGUUCCAAAGCCAUGUUGUGCUCCUACCAAACUACACGCGAUCUCCGUGCUCUACUAUGACGACAACUCCAAUGUCAUUCUGAAAAAAUACAAGAACAUGGUGGUGCGCUCAUGUGGCUGCCACUGACACAGGGGACAUGUACCCUCCUGCCCAACCGCUGCACCGCAGACACACAGACAAAUGUGUGCAAGGACUGACAAAAUGAAAUAAGACAAGUGCUAUGAACAAAUGUAAGACAAUGUCUCAACAGUGGAUUCAGGUUUGCUGCUUCUCAUCUUCACAUACACACCCAUUUCCCAUAUGACAUUUCAGAUCCUUCAAACUGCCAAGAGGAUGUACAUCUGAAUCUACAGUAUGAACAGAAAAUGAACCCGAUGUCUACAUUCUAAAACAAAGACACAAAGAAAAUGUCAAUUAUGAGCUAAAAUGCAGUUACCAAAUCUUUAAAGGGGUCACAUCAUACAUAAUAUACAAUAUCUUCAUUUUUUGAGGUCCACUUAAAAUGCUACAAAAGCUUCACCAAAAGAGCCAAAUUAGCUGUUCUAAUACUAUUUUCCAUGGUCUCGUUGCCCCUUGGAAUUAAACGGGAUGUUUAGUUUGCUGCUGUGCCUUUAGACAUCUUGUUCUACAGUCUUUAUCUGUCUGAUGUUUCAUAGUUCCAGAACAAGUUGUUUUUGCAACUUUCAGGAACUUCCUCUCUAAUAUAAAUAGACGAUUUGAGUUCUGAAAGUUACAGUAGCUCUUUUAUUUCAAAAGAAACUUUGGUUCCUUAUAUGACAUGACCUCUUUAACAUCUGAAGCUGUCCUGAAGCACAGAAAUCAGAACAGGAAACUUUCGACUGUUUUGUGUAUUUUUGAUGAAGUCACUUGAACCCACAGGACUCUAUUUUAGAUCUCAAAAAAAUCAAAUUAUUUUAAGUUUCUCAAUAUUUGCUCUGCAGUACCUGUGGUUUGCAUUGGUGAGUCAGAGCGAGUGGUUAUAUACUUCAACAGAACUCAAAGAACGGAACCAUUAUGUUGCCGUUCCAAGAAUGGAACUGUUUUUGAUGCCGUCCGACACCACAGAUCUAUAAUUUCCCUGGAACACCUGCACCUCGGAUGGCUUGCAUCCAAAACCUCCCACAAGACACAAGGACCUACGGAUAAUUUAAGGUUUUUCAGCAACAAAACCAUAUUCUAUGCUAACUUCAUCACAUGGGCUGUAGAUUUUCCACCACUUCAUGUCAAUAUUUAUUGUCAAACUUUUACUAUGCAGCUAUCCAUCUUUUUUUUUUUUUUUUUUUUUUACUGUGAGCCGUUGAAUGGUACAAAGCUCUCUCUGGACAGGCUACAUAUGUGUAUUUUCAUCAUUGUAGCGAUAUCUUUUGUUUUGCCCUAUUUAGUAGGUUGUGAACCUAUAACCGUUUCCAUUUUUUAUACCAAUACUGGAACCAAAUAACUUCACAAUAUUUGGUUAUGUUUAUGGUUCCAGAAAGUCAUCAUUCUUCCACUGACAUGAGUGGAACACUUCAUAAAUAUGCUAAUUUUAAUGCUGUUUGCAUUCCCAUUAAUCUCACUGCUAUAGAGGCCAAUAGAACCCUAUGCCAACCAGCCAAACCUGGACUGCUUAGAUCACAGUGACAGUGAUCAAAUCACUGGAUGGCAUUGGUUUUUACUGUUGGUUGCCAGUAGGCAUUCCUACUCAGCUGCAUCCAAAUCUGGCCCCAAAUCAUAACACGUUUCCCCCAAGAAUUGUUCUGUUGAAACAAUCUGUUAACAGGCAGCUGAGAGUAGUAAAAGCAAUAAUUUUCCAAAUAUUGUCAUUUUUUAUGAUACCUAAUUAUAUCACAUACCUCCUAUAAACUGCUGUUUACAUGUCUCAACCAUAUUUGGAUGCUUGUGUGUAAAUACUUGUACAUUUUACUGUUUAUUUAUUGCUCCUUUUAUGAAUCAUAUACCACAGAGAUCAUAUAACAAGAGUAAAGCAAAAAAUUAAAACGGCUAUUUUUGGAAAAAGACAUUUUAUUAUGAAUUUUGUCAAUGUGCCUCUUUUUGUACAAAAAGCCCCAGGCAGUGUGUGUACCCCUCUCACACAGGACAAAAAUACUGCGUUUUUCACCGAGGUCGGCCUUGACCAUGUGCCUCCCAUAAAGACUUCACUGAAUAUAUGCGGUUUCUCUGAUUGCUUUUCCCUUCCUUCUCUUUCAGAUCCAGUAAAAGAGAAAAAUAAACAUCUCAGUGUGGGAACAUUUAAAAGGAAAAAUUACAUUUGUUUAAAUCAAUGAAACCACUGGAGAGCAUCAGAGCACACAUACAAGUACUAUCAGCGUUCUUCAAGCAAUGACACCAGGCAACGAAGUAUCUGAAUUUCACCAUCACAAAGUGGUUGACUGCAUGUAAAAGCCAUCAAGGCUGCAUUACAGAGACAAAAACGAGAAAUGACUCAAAUUGUCAAAAAAACCCAAAUCUAAUCAAAAGAAAAAUGACAUGAGCUAAAUAGUCACAUCUAUGGAAGCUUGUUUCCACCCUGGAAUAAAAAAAUAAAGGUAAUUGAGACUUCACACAAUUCAGACAGUUUAUAUCUCACAAUUCUGGCUUUAUAACAAGCAAAAGUGAGCUAUAAAGUCAGAAUUGUGAGAUAUAAACUCGCAAUUGAGAAAAAAAAAAAGUUGCAAUUAUCUUUUAAAUUUUUGUAUCAUUUUCUAUAUUUUUUUUUUAUAUUUUUCAAUCUUUUUUCCCCCUCAGAAUUGUUCUUCAUAACUCGCAAUUGCGUGUUUAUAUCACAAUUCUGACAUAACUCGCAAUUGUGACUUUAUAUCACGUAAUUCUGAGGGAAAAAAGUCAGAAUUGUGAGAUGUUAACUCGCAAUUGUGAGAAAAAAAGUCACAAUUAUUUUUUUUAUUCAGUGGCAGAAACAAGCUUCCAUAUACAUCUGCAGAACAAACUUUUCUAAGAAAAAAAAAAAAAAAACAUUUUUACUGUACCGCAACUUUACCGUUCACAACCUGUACUGUAAUUCAAAUUAAACCAUUUUUCCAUAAACUGUCACUAUACAACAAAUAUUAUCUAUUCUGCAUUGCUUCACUUUUCUGA
Ctenopharyngodon idella (grass carp) is the source of this 4942-nucleotide messenger RNA. RefSeq names its product bone morphogenetic protein 6 (gene bmp6). Gene Ontology annotation, cellular component: extracellular region. The transcript has 7 exons. Gene Ontology annotation, biological process: SMAD protein signal transduction. Lineage: Eukaryota; Metazoa; Chordata; Actinopteri; Cypriniformes; Xenocyprididae. The coding region runs from base 743 to 1996 and encodes 417 amino acids. Gene Ontology annotation, molecular function: cytokine activity; growth factor activity. The record is from RefSeq and is a predicted model, not a curated record.